Messenger RNA from Ilyonectria robusta, 411 nucleotides. RefSeq lists its product as uncharacterized. The record is from RefSeq and is a predicted model, not a curated record. The transcript is spliced from 2 exons. The coding region runs from base 107 to 289 and encodes 60 amino acids. NCBI's taxonomy places the organism in Eukaryota, Fungi, Ascomycota, Sordariomycetes, Hypocreales, Nectriaceae.
CUCGGCGCGACCCAACUCUAAUCCUUGCUUGAGAGACCUGACUUCCUGAAUCCCCUAACCCUAGGGACACAGGGUAGUGAUUACAGCAUCCCACUCAGAAUUACAGAUGCUUAAGGCCCAGUCUCAAAGGUGGCCGAAAAUCCCGUAUCCCGGACUUGAGACGGAAGGCCGGCUCAAUAUGCCCAUUAUCUUUCCCAAGAGCUGCGCUUGCAAGUUUAAGAGGUUUACUGUAAUGGCUAGUCCAACGACCCCCGCGUCGGGUUUAGUUUUGACAUUGAACCUAAUUUGAUCCGGCUUUCUAGUUUGUUCUUGGGUGGGCGAAGGGGCCAGUUCUCCUCGUAAAUCACUAUUCUGUUUCCUGCCGUGAACCCACGAAGGGGAUUACUUCUUAUAACAAAGUUCACACCUGUU